Brassica napus (rape) is the source of this 7780-nucleotide messenger RNA. RefSeq lists its product as uncharacterized. Gene Ontology annotation, molecular function: nucleic acid binding. Bases 2051 to 7711 code for a protein of 1886 amino acids. Gene Ontology annotation, biological process: DNA integration. The record is from RefSeq and is a predicted model, not a curated record. The transcript has a single exon. Lineage: Eukaryota; Viridiplantae; Streptophyta; Magnoliopsida; Brassicales; Brassicaceae.
UCUCCGAGCGAUGCAUUACAGAUGGGUCAUGGACACAUGACACACUCUUUAGUGGUUAUGGAUGGACAUGGGUAAAUUCAAGAGGAGUGACGCAACUAUUGGGAGCAAGAAAUCAAUGACGACAAAUCUCACCAUUGCAUUCUAAACUGGAAGCUUUAUCUUGGGCAAUGGAGUGUAUGCUCCAGGUAUCGACAUGUCAAUCUUUUGAGACUGACUGCAAGGUCUUAAUCUCGAUGAUCAAAGACCUUGAAGCAUGGCCGAGCUUUUCUACUGAGCUGGAGGAAUUUAUGAAGUUGAAAGCCAAAUUCACGGAAUUCUCGAUUGUUUUUGUACCUCGUCAGGAAAAUGUGUCGUCUGAUUCUUUAACUAAGAUAGCGAGAUCCUUCCAUAGGGAAUUGUAUUACAUUGGUUGUUCUGUUCCAGUCUGGUUUCGCAGACCAGUUCAAACUUGAGUAAUAGAAUUGAUAUCUUGCAUAAUUACAUUGUUUUAACUUUCUAUUUCUUGCAUGUUUUGAUCAUCUAGAUUAGGUAUCACGCGUUUUAGUCUCCUUUUGCAUUGCAUAAGUCUUUAUCAGGUUGUGGAGUUUCCAUUGGAGUUCUUAGAGGUACUUAGAAGCAUUUGGGAUCAAAAAGGGAGUGGGAAAUGCUGUUUAGACGAGCAAAGCACCAGAGCGGGGUACGGGAGCGACAUGCGACACCCGCUCCAGAAGAGUCGAAGCUGGCGCGACGUCUUGCACCGAGGUGAUACACCCGCUCCAAGCCAAACUUCUUGUCGACGACUUUCAUGAUUUGGAGCGACCUCUUGGAGCGACGUCACGCACCCGCGCGGGGUUUUGGAGAGGUGAAGCAAGUUCUGCGGAGCGACCUAUGGGAGCGACCUAGUGUACCCGCGCCAGAUGCAGAGCGACCUCUGGAGCGACGUCAUCAACCCGCGCGGGGUUUUGGAGAGGUGAAGCAAGUUCUGCGGAGCGACCUAUGGGAGCGACCUAGUGUACCCGCGCCGCGUUUUAUCUUAUGUCGAAAACUUAUGCUUUAUUUGGGCUUUUGAAGUGAUUAAGCAAGCCCAUUAGGUUUUAGAAUUCACAUAAAUACUCUCUAAACCUAAUGUCACCAGGAUAUCUUGUUUUCUAUCAAAUCACAAAAGGACUUUUAGGAAAGAGAUCUUAUCUUGAUCAUUUCUCUCUUGUGAUUGCUUGAUUUUCUUGAUCUCUUAUCAUGUUUAGCACCAAAUCAUCUUUGAUUCUUGGGCUCAUCAUGGAGAGUAGUGAGUAGUCAUUUUUGGAUUCAUGGGUUAGGGAGAUUAAGGGUGAUUAAGCUAGAUCUAAGGUGUUUAGGGAUAGAUCAAUCUUAUUCCUUGCUAGUAGAGGGCUUUUAAUGCAAUUUUAGAGUUGGCCUCUCUAAAGUUGAGCUCUAGGCAUUUCAUACCCGGAAGGUGUUUGAUGAAAUGCCUGAACCAACUCUCCUAAGCUUUUAACAUCCUUUGCCAAAGGGAUUUGUUGUUAAAGGUGUUAAGAUGGCUAGUAGACUUGAGAUUAAUGAUUACUUAGGUAACAUUCAACCAAAGGAAUUUGAUGCUUGAGUUAUCUAGGUAAAUGAGCAUUCAUCUAGGGAUAGAGUUUGUUUAGUAUUGUGUCUAGGCCUAAGGAAGAUAUAGAUUGGUUAAAAGUUGACACCUUUAGGUUGAAUCUUGAUCACCCAAGAUCAAUUCCCAUAGCCCAUGAGUUCUCUCUUCUUAUAAGAAAGAAAGCUUUGUCCUUUAUUGCAUUUUAGGUAGUAAUCUAGUUUACAAACAUCUCAAAAACUGGUAGCACUUAGAUUAAGCAUGGUCUUGCAUUCCCUUUGCUUUAGAAUCACUUAGAAAUGGUUUGACAUCCUUUAUACUAUAACAUUUGAUUAGGAGCCUUGAAACUCCUAUCAUCAAAUUGGCGCCGUUGCCAAAUUCUAAGUUGAUUGUGACAUUGGGAUUUAGUCAUUUGCUUGAGACUAAGUCAAUUUUUAUUUAAUUGUGUUAUUGCUUCUCUUUGUUCUUCUCUCUUUGCAUUUCAGGUGUAUGAACACAAGGAGCAGAGGUCCAACAAACCUAGUUCCAAGAGUUGAAGACAUUAGAGCACUUGAGAGGGAGAUAGCAAGACAAAGAAGAGAAGUAGAGCAACAGGCUCACUUGCAAGGGUUGGGGUUUGAUAUGGAGAAUCUGCCUCAAGAUGGUGAAGCCCAAGGAGGCAAUGGUCCAAGAGCUGAUCAUUUUAGACCACAGCGCCAGCCACAACAUCCACAGCGCCAAGCUCGUGCCAUUGGAGCCUAUGAUCAACCUCACAUUCAUGGUCAUAGGUUGGGAAUCAGAGCACCAGCUGUGGAGAACAACAACUUCGAGAUCAAGUCAGGGCUGCUCAACACUAUAGAGAACAACAAGUAUCAUGGUCUUGCUGCUGAAGACCCUUUUGAUCACUUGUACAAGUUUGAUCAGUACUGUGGCUUGUCCAAGACAAAUGGUGUUUCUGAAGAUGCUUUCAAGCUGAAGCUAUUUCCUUUCUCUUUGGGAGACAAGGCACACCAAUGGGAGAAGACUCUUCCAAGUGACACUGUCACUACUUGGGAAGAUUGCAAGAGAGCUUUCCUAGAAAAGUUUUUCUCUACUUCAAGGACAGCUAAGAUCAGGAACGAAAUAUCCGGAUUUCAACAAAAAGGUCUAGAGAGCUUCAGUGAAGCAUGGGAAAGGUUCAAGGGUUAUUGGUCUCAGUGCCCUCAUCAUGGUUUCAGCAAGGAGAGUUUGCUUAGCACCUUCUAUAGAGGAGCCUUACCACAGUGCAGAAACAGGCUUGAUACUGCCAGCAAUGGUUUCUUCUUGGGGAGAACUGAAGAAGAAGCAGAGGAACUGGUGGAGAACAUGGCUAAGAGCGACUCCGUCUACAGCGAGGAGCAUGAUAGAGUCAACAGAAAUGAUGAUCAACAGACAAAGAGAGAGAUCAAAUCCCUGCAGGAGAAGAUGGACUUGCUUCUUUCUAACCAAGCUAAACAAGAGCAGGUCAACUUUGUGGGUGGUCCUAUUCAAGAGAUUCCUCCCAAGAUUAAUGAAGUUGAUGGUUUGGAAGGACAAGAAGAGCUGUGCUUCAUCAACAACAAUGGUUCUUGGUACAGGAAGGAACCUAACUUUCAGUACAACAACUACCAGCAAAAGUCCUACUCAAACAACCAGCAAGGAGGAUACCAGCAGAGGCAAAACACUCAGCAAGGGAGCUAUCAGCCUAGGCAAAACACCCCUCCUGGUUUCAACAAUAACAACAAUCAGUCUACUCAAGCUCAAGGAAGUUCUUCACAGGCUCCAGCUUCAGAUACAAGUGUGGAUGCAAUGUUCAAGAAACUUUUGGAUUUUCAGGCCAAGAAUGAGAAGACAAUGGGUUAUGAGUUCACGAAAAUUCACUCCAAGAUUGAUGGAAGUUACAAUGAGCUCAACAACAAGAUCCGCCAUUUGGAGAAUCAGUUUGCUUCAAUGAACUCUCAGCCAAGUCGCCAACAAGGGGCAUUACCUGGAAAGCCAGAGCAAAAUCCCAAGGAGACAAUGAAAGCCAUCACCCUUAGGAGUGGAAAACAGCUACCACCACGAACUCUCAUUAGGGAUAAUGAGAAGCAAGAUGGGGAGGUGAUCAUCAAUGUGGAUGAUGAUGUAGUUAUUAUGGAUGAGAAGACCAAUGAAGAGAUCUUGGAGAAAAUAGUUGAAGCAAAAGGAAAGGGUAAAAUUGGAGAAGAAAAGAAAGGGAAGAACAAGAAUGAAGUUGCUACUUCAUCAAAAGAAGCUCUAUUCAAUCCUCCUCCCUAUGAACCAAAACUUCCUUUUCCCGGUAGAUUCAAGAGACAGCUUUUGGAGCAAUACAAGGCUUUAUUUGAGAAACAAAUGAGUGAAGUUCAGAUUACUAUGCCCAUAAUUGAUGCCUUCAUGCUAGUGCCUCAAUACAGCAAGUUCCUCAAGGAUGCUGUAACUAAGAAGAAGAAGGAGAUGGAAGGCAUGGUGGUUCUUACUCAUGAGUGUAGUGCUAUUAUCCAAAGGCUAACCAUCCCUAAGAAGCUUGAAGAUCCAGGAAGCUUUACUUUACCUUGCGCCAUUGGGCAAUUUACUUUUGAGAGGUGUCUAUGCGAUUUGGGAGCAAGUGUGAGCCUUAUGCCUCUCUCCAUUGCUAAAAGGCUUGGCUUUACACAAUACAAGAAGUGUAGACUCUCUCUUGUGCUAGCUGAUCGCUCAGUGAAGAUUCCCAUUGGUAUCCUAGAAGAUCUCCCUGUCAUGGUUGGAAAUUGUGAGAUCCCUACAGAUUUUGUGGUGUUAGAGAUGGAUGAAGAACCAACAGAUCCUUUAAUACUGGGGAGACCUUUCUUGGCUACAGCAGGAGCAGUUGUGAAUGUUAAGGAAGGGAAGAUUGAUCUUCACCUUGGAAAGGGGAACAUUCUUCACUUUGACAUCAAGGAAGUGAUGAAGAAGCCUAUUACUCAAAGCCAAGCUUUCUACAUUGAGGAGAUGGAGGUGUUAGCUGAUGAACUUCUAGAGGAGUUGGCACUUGAAGACUCUCUACAACAUGCCUUAACAAUUGAGAGAGAGGUCCAAAUGGUUGAGAACAAGGAAAGUGAUGCUUAUGUGAAGAUGCUGGACUCUCACAGGGAGAUUAGUGAUGAAGAACAGAAUGAGGAGCUUUCAUAUGAGGAUCACCAUGCUUCCUCAGCUACUCAACAAGAGAAUCUCCAAGAGGAUGAUUGGAGUGAACUCAAAGCACCAAAAGUGGAGCUUAAACCUCUUCCCCAUGGUGUAAGGUAUGCUUUCCUUGGCCCUAAUGAGACUUACCCUGUCAUAGUGAGUAGUGAGCUUAGUGAAGAUGAAUUGUCUAAACUUUUGAAUGAACUUAAAAAGUAUAGAAAGGCAAUAGGCUACUCACUAGAUGAUAUUAAAGGGCUAUCACCUUCUUUAUGCAUGCAUAGGAUACAUCUAGAGGAUGAAUCUAUGACUUCUAUAGAGCAUCAAAGAAGGUUGAACCCCAACUUGAAGGAUGUUGUUAAGAAAGAGAUUCUAAAACUCUUAGAUGCAGGAGUCAUCUAUCCUAUUUCGGAUAGCAAAUGGGUGUCUCCUGUGCAUGUUGUUCCAAAGAAAGGAGGAAUGACUGUAGUUAAAAAUGAUAAGGAUGAACUAAUACCGACAAGAACAAUAACAGGACAUAGGAUGUGCAUAGAUUAUCGAAAACUUAACAAAGCAUCUAGAAAGGAUCAUUUUCCAUUGCCAUUCAUUGAUCAAAUGCUUGAGAGACUUGCAAAUCAUCCAUAUUAUUGUUUUCUUGAUGGGUAUUCAGGGUUCUUCCAAAUCCCCAUACAUCCAAAUGAUCAAGAGAAAACGACUUUCACAUGCCCCUAUGGUACCUUUGCUUAUCGAAGGAUGCCAUUUGGGCUAUGUAAUGCUCCAGCCACUUUCCAAAGAUGCAUGAUGUCUAUUUUCUCUGAUCUUAUAGAGGAUGUUGUGGAGGUGUUUAUGGAUGAUUUCUCUGUCUACGGAUCUUCGUUUUCUGCUUGUUUGUCAAAUCUUAGCAGGGUCCUCAAGAGAUGUGAAGAGACCAACCUUGUGCUGAACUGGGAGAAGUGUCACUUCAUGGUUAAGGAAGGGAUUGUGCUUGGACACAAGAUUUCAGAGAGGGGGAUUGAGGUAGACAAGGCCAAGAUUGAAGUGAUGGUUGGGUUAGCUGCACCAAAGACGGUUAAGGACAUUAGAAGCUUCCUAGGUCAUGCUGGAUUCUAUAGAAGAUUCAUCCAAGACUUCUCAAUGAUAGCAAGGCCAAUGACUAAGCUUCUAUGCAAGGAGGCUGCAUUCGUCUUUGAUUGGGAAUGUCUACAAGCCUUCAAGAAGUUGAAGGAGAAGCUGGUUAGCGCCCCAAUUGUGCAGCCACCAGAUUGGGAUCUCCCCUUUGAGAUCAUGUGUGAUGCUAGUGACUAUGCUGUGGGAGCUGUUCUUGGUCAAAAGAAAGACAAGAAGACUCAUGUGAUCUACUAUGCGAGUAAAACUCUUGAUGAAGCCCAAAUGAAGUAUGCCACAACUGAGAAGGAGUUGCUAGCCAUUGUCUACGCCUUUGAAAAGUUCAGAAGCUACUUAGUUGGGUCAAAGGUCAUAGUCUACACUGAUCAUGCUGCAUUGAGACACCUCAUGGCCAAGAAGGAUGCUAAGCCAAGACUGUUGAGGUGGAUCUUGCUGCUACAAGAGUUUGACCUUGAGAUUAGAGACAAACCAGGAGUUGAGAAUAGUGUAGCAGACCACUUGUCUAGACUGAAGAUUGAGAGUGAGAUCCCUAUUGAUGAAGGGCUUCCAGAAGAGCAGAUCAUGGCAAUUGGAGCAGUGAUAGCGGUUUGUGAAACUGGAAAGAAACUUGAAGAAGUGAAGGCAACUGAAGAGAAAGGGCCUUGGUAUGCUGAUUUGGUGAACUACUUAGCUUGUGGGAGAGAGCCACUUGAUCUUGAGGGAUAUGCCAAGAAGAAGUUCUACAAAGAUGUGAAGCGAUACUAUUGGGAUGAACCUUACCUCUACAUCCUUUGUAGAGAUCAACUCUAUAGAAGAGCAGUAGCUGAUGAAGAAGUUGAAGGGAUCCUCACACACUGUCAUGGAUCAUCCUAUGGAGGGCACUUUGCUACUUUCAAAACAGUCUCAAAGGUGUUACAAGCUGGGUUUUGGUGGCCUCAUAUGUUCAAAGACACUCAAGACUUUGUCUCUAGGUGUGAUUCAUGCCAAAGGAGAGGAAACAUCACCAAAAGAAAUGAGAUGCCUCAAAACCCAAUUCUAGAAGUGGAGGUGUUUGAUGUGUGGGGUAUUGACUUCAUGGGACCAUUCCCAUCAUCUUUUGGCAACAAAUACAUCCUUGUAGCUGUUGACUACGUCUCCAAGUGGGUAGAAGCUGUGGCAAGUCCCACCAAUGAUUCUAGGGUGGUGAUUAAGAUGUUCAAAAGCACCAUCUUUCCAAGGUUUGGAGUUCCAAGAGCUGUCAUCAGUGAUGGGGGUUCUCACUUCAUCAACAAGCUGUUUGAAAGUCUUCUCAAGAAGAAUGGUGUGAAGCAUAAGGUUGCUACACCAUACCAUCCUCAGACAAGUGGACAAGUUGAGAUCUCCAACAGAGAAAUCAAGUCUAUUUUGGAGAAAACAGUGGGGAUUACAAGGAAAGAUUGGUCCAUCAAGCUAGAUGAUGCACUAUGGGCUUAUAGGACUGCUUACAAAACUCCCUUAGGAACCACACCUUUCAACCUUGUGUAUGGGAAGGCUUGUCAUCUACCGGUUGAACUUGAGUACAAAGCAUUGUGGGCUGUUAAGUUGCUGAACUUUGACAUCAAGAGCGCAAAGGAGAAGAGACUUCUCCAACUCAAUGAACUGGAGGAGAUCCGACUUGAUGCUUUUGAGAACUCAAGGAUUUACAAGGAGAAAACCAAAGCUUUUCAUGACAAGAAGAUCUUGAAGAGAGAGUUCAGUGCUGGAGAUCAAGUGCUUCUCUACAACUCUAGACUGAAGUUGUUCCCCGGGAAGCUCAAGUCAAGAUGGUCCGGUCCUUUCAAGAUCAAAGAAGUUAGGCCACAUGGGGCAAUUGUGUUAUGGAACAAGGAUGGUGGAGACUUUAUAGUCAAUGGACAGAGGGUUAAGCUCUACAUGGGAGCCACAACAGAAGAGGAAAGAACUUCGGUUCCACUCUCCGACCCCAUUCCCACCUAGCUAAAAAGAAAGGAAGUCAAGCUAGAGACUUAAAACAAGCUCACUUGGGAGGAAGUCCCAUGUCUAUCC